Lymnaea stagnalis (great pond snail) is the source of this 9395-nucleotide messenger RNA. NCBI's taxonomy places the organism in Eukaryota, Metazoa, Mollusca, Gastropoda, Lymnaeidae. The record is from the annotation of a GenBank genome assembly.
CUUCAAUGUUAAUGAUCGUGGAUGGGAUAUGCUUCAUAAACCAACGUUAAUCCAUCAUUUAACAAACAUAAAGAAAAUUGCCAUAAAAGAAAAAAAUCAAUACAUGGUAUUUACUACUUACAUCUGACUACAUAAGUAGGUAUUUAUAUAUAUAUAAAUAUACAUUUAUUUAAUGAACUAUUAUCUUUUUUUUCCGUAAUAGAUAAUGUUAAGCCAAAUUUUGUUGUAAUAUAAAUAAUCUAAAAUAUGUUUCACAAAUAAAAAAUGAAUAUCAAUAUUACUGGUUCAAACGCAAAAAGGGGGGGGGGGGGUUGCUCUGGGGGGCGGGCGGGGGCAAAUGAUGAAUUGGGCUUAAUUUCUAUUAAAAUAAUUUUUUUUAAAAAUCUCGAAAAUAAGUUUUUAAUAAUCUAAAAUAUGUUUCACAAAUAAAAAAUGAAUAUCAAUAUUACUGGUUCAAACGCAAAAAGGGGGGGGGGGGUUGCUCUGGGGGGCGGGAGGGGGCAAAUGAUGAAUUGGGCUUAAUUUCUAUUAAAAUAAUUUUUUUUAAAAAUCUCGAAAAUAAGUUUUUCAUUGCUUCGCUGAUGCUAGCCUUGGUGAGUUGGUACUAGCCUUGGUGAGUUGAUGCUAGCCUUGGUGAGUUGGUAAUAGCCUUGGUGAGUUGAUGCUAGCCUUGGUGAGUUGAUGCUAGCCUUUGUGAGUUGAUGCUAGCCUUGGUGAGUUGAUGUUAGUCUUGGUGAGUUGAUACUAGAUUUGGUGAGUUAUGCUAGCUUUGGUGAGUUAUGCUAGCUUUGGUGAGUUAUGUUAGCUUUGGUGAGAUAAUGCUAGCCUUGGUGAGGUGAUCCUAGCCUUGGUGAGUUGAUACUAGCUUUGGUGAGUUGAUACUAGCUUUGGUGAGUUAUGCUAGCUUUGGUGAGUUGAUGCUAGCCUUGGUGAGCUGAUGCUGGCCUUGGUGAGUUGAUGCUAGCUUUGGUGAGUUGUGCUAGCUUUGGUGAGCUAUCCUAGCUUUGGUGAGUUAUGCAAGUUUUGGUGAGCUGAUGCUGGCCUUGGUGAGCUAUGCUAGCUUUGAUGAGUUAUGGAAGAUUUGGUGAGCUGAUGCUGGCCUUGGUGAGGUGAUGCUACCCUUGGUGAGGUGAUGCUACCCUUGGUGAGGUGAUGCUACCCUUGGUGAGGUGACCCUAGUCUUAGUGAGGUGACGCUAGCCUUUGUGAUUUGAUUCGGUUUUGGAUUUUUCAAGCAAGCUACAAGUAGCGCUCUAACCAAACCACGGACCAAGGUGCUCUGCAUGAUGGGCCACUGGUAAACGGUUAUUCCACCAAUGUUAAUUUAGACACGCUAUAGCCAUGUUAUUAGACAUGGACACAUGACACCUGUCAUAUUUCAGAACAUUUUUGUAUUUUUAGUGGAGAAGGAAGAAAACGGAAUAUGUAUCGCUGCUAAGUUUUUUUUUUAAUAAAUAGAUUUUAACAAACUAAUUUGAACUUUAUCUGAAAUUUUAGGAAAAAAAAACACAAAUAAUUUAAAAAACUUUUACUACCUUUUACAACAUUAUCAUGAUUAUACACUUUGUAUUGCAACAAAACUAUUAAUUUUUAUUGCAAAGGUGAAUUCAACCACAAAAUUAUUUAAAUGCAUUAAAAACAAAGAAGAAUAAAUUCCACAGCAUUAACACCCACUUCGCUCCUUCAGUUUUACAACUGUUCGUAAAUUAGGCUGAGCGUAUUUAAAUGGUCCUAGUACUUUGACAUAUGAAAGUAUCAGGAUAAAAAUGUUAACAUGUGCAGCAAAAUAUGACACGAACAAGACCAGCAUGUCUGUUAUAAUAUCAACAUAUGACACAAACAAGACCAACAUGUCUGUUAUAAUGGCAACAUAUGACAUAAAAAACACCAACAUGUCUGUUAUAAUAUCAACAUAUAACACAAACCAUACCAACAAGUCUGUUAUAAUAUCAACAUAUUACACAAACAACACCAGCAUGUCUGUUAUAAAAUCAACAUAUGACACAAACAACACCAACAUGUCUGUUAUAAUAUCAACAUAUUACACAAACAUCACCAGCAAGUCUGUUAUAAUAUCAACAUAUGACACAAACAACUCCAACAGGUCUGUUAAAUUAUCAACAUAUGACACAAACCAUACCAACAAGUCUGUUAUAAUAUCAACAUAUUAUAAAAACAACACCAACAAGUCUGUUAUAAUAUCAACAUAUAACACAAACAACACCAACAUGUCUGUUAAAUUAUCAACAUAUGACACAAACAAGACCAACAUGUCUGUUAAAAUAUCAACAUAUAACACAAACAAACCAACAUGUCUGUUAUAAUAUGAACAUUUGACACAAACAACACCAGCAUGUCUGUUAUAAUAUCAACAUAUGACACAAACAACACCAGCAUGUCUGAUGUAAUAUCAACAUAUGACACCAGCGAGACAUAACAUCAACGCAUGACACAGUCAUCGUAGACAACAGACGAGUCAAAACAGUGUCACUCUUUGAAAUAAAAUAAAUGGAUUACCGUUGCCACUAAUUGUGAUGACCUCGAUACUGUACCGACAGUCAGCAAAACAAUAUAAUCUUUUAUGUUCGUUGGCCUUGUCCAUGGCCGUUCCAUACUGUUCCCGGGUCAAUAGAUUCGAUUUAUCAUUAGGUGGUCUGCGGGCAGUGGCGUGGGGACGUGCCGUUAGACACGGUUCAUUGAGCAUGGAUCAAUUCAACAGAUCUGUCUGUCGAUACAUUCUACAAGGCAAGUUACUUAAGACCGAAUGUAACGACCGUAAAAAUAGCAGCUACUUACCAGCUAUGGAAAAUCUCAUUAACACAUUAUAAUAAUUAUAAGAGACGUGGUCACUCUCCUGGAAGAUGUCGAGUAUGCUCUUCUGUGCCAUUGAAACCUAUAGAGAGACCCGGUAAUCAGGAAUCUGCUAGAAACUGCCAACUAUAAAAACGGAUCCCACUACAAGUAAAGAUUAAAUUUUUAUGAUUUUGCUCGUUGGGGAGGCAGGUUUUUUUUUUGGGAGGGGGGGGGGCGGGUAUAAUCAGCUGUAUGAGCCUAACUUUAAAAUAAUAAAACAAGAAUACCUAUAAAUCCAUUUGAUAUAUAUUGAAUUUUAAACAAACUAAUGAUCGCAUAAAAUUUUAAUUCAAAGCAUACUGUUACAAAUACUCGAACCUGUCACAAAUUACUAGGCUGAGAGGGGAAAUGACAAAAGAAAUUUUAAAUAACAAAUGGCUUUUCAGAAAUUUUAAUAAAUGACAUUCUCCCUUUCAACAAUUUCACGAUUUCUUUCCAUCUAAAUCUGCUCCCAGCAACUGUCUAUAGUUCAUCUGUGAGAUUUAACUAGUUUUUUAUGCAUCUCUUACCAAGAUAUCUUUGUCAAGUUUGCCUGAAUUCGAAAUAGUUUUCGAUCCAUUGGACACCUUAGAUCCUUCGAAGACAAUUCGCUUUCUCGUUGCCAAAAUUUACCUGAGAUUUGACAACAUAUUCGAGUAAUUUGACCAAAAAAGCAUUGUCUUCUUAGUGAUUCAUCACAUGGGGCUUUACAUUAAAUUAAGUUAAAUUAAGAAGAUUGACCACACAGCCCUUCACAAACAGAUUGAAUUCAAACGAGUAGAAUUGGAAUAAAUACCUUACAUAAAUCUGAACACCAACCAAAAUAAAUUAAUAAACAGACUGCUUAUUUGCGAGCAAGUAAAGCAUUUAAAAAAAAAAAAAAACACCGUUGCUACACUCAUUUCUAUUUGUACCCUUAAGAGUUUUCAGAAAUGCAGUAAACACCUCUAUGAAAUUAAAUUAAGUUAAAUUAAGAAGAUUGACCACACAGCCCUUCAAAAACAGAUUGAAUUCAAACGAGUAAAAUUGGAAUAAAUACCUUACAUAAAUCUGAACACCAACCAAAAUAAAUUAAUAAACAGACUGCUUAUUUGCGAGCAAGUAAAGCAUUUAAAAAAAAAAAAAAAACACCGUUGCUACACUCAUUUCUAUUUGUACCCUUAAGAGUUUUCAGAAAUGCAGUAAACACCUCUAUGAGUGCUAAACAUUGCUGAUAUUUGACGCUAAUUGCCUUAUGAUUAAUUGAAUAACGACUUACAGCUAACUGCUGUACAGGAUCUGACGGAAUUUAUUGACAGAAAUGAUAGAAUCGAGAGGGAUACAUUUGUUCUUUAAGGGAGUCAUUACAUUUCGUUCUGAGAACGCUGCAAGGAAUUUCUCCGAACAAACUUUGUGUGUCCAGAGGGAUGUAUCUCGUUGUACGGCCUUUUAUUUUGAAACACAAUCAAAACAACUUUCGGGAUGGGACGCUAGGCAACGCUGAGGUGGUCGAUAACCACUGCUAACUAAGCUAACUGCUGCUAAAUACUGUUAACAACUGUUAACGAUUGCUUACUACUGAUAAUUUACUGCUAACUAUUGCUAACUACUGAUAACUAUUGCUAAUAAUACUGAUAACUGAUGAUAACUAUUGCUAACCACUGAUAACUAAUGCUAACUAAUGGUAACCACUGAUAACUAACGCUAACUAUUGGUAAUCACUGAUAAAUACUGCUAACUACUGGUAACUAAUGAUAACUACUGCUAACUGCUGCUAACUGCUGCUAACUCCUGCUAGCGCCAUAAAAGAAAUCUCCUUAAAUAAUGAAUGUAUUUAAUUCUUUAAAAAAAAAUGAUUAUACUUUUUAAGACAUAAAACACGCGUGUAUACAAUAUUCAAAACAAAACUACGCGACUUUCUCACACAUAGUUUUUAUUUCUAUGUAUAUUUGAUACCAGAAUUGUUAGAAUGAACAUGUUGUUAUGUUCAAUUAGAACUCGUUUGAGAAUCGAUCCUAUUCUUUAAAUAUAUAUAUACAUGCCUAUUUGGAUCAGUGUAAUCAAGCCUUUUGUUAUGUUCUGUUCGUUAAAGAGCCACGGUAAAAACAACGGAUUGCAUUAAUUAAUCCUUAUAACGGUACGUAGCCCUGCACGUAUCAAUGACGAGCCCAGGCUAUACAUAACGGUGCCGUUGCUGGCUGACCUCGAUCAGGCUAGAUUAACAUUGUAACAGGGUUCGGGGGGGGGGGGGGGUUUANAAUGCACUAAGUUCACUACGCAUUAAACAGUAUACGCUCUUGACGGGGGUUGGUGAGUAAAAAGAAAUAUUACAUUUCAAAAAAUAUUGUAAAUAUAUCCAUACACAAAAAAAAAAAAAAAACACCCAAAAAACAAAACAAAAAACCCAACCCAAAGCUUAAGUUGGGAAAGGGGCCGGGUCAUCAUGCUGUGAGGGGUAGGAAGGUCGAGGUCAGAAUAACAAGCUUAGCGUUAUCAUAAAUGGAGGGUGGACGAGCCAAAAAUGUGCAGGCGACAAUCAGAGCUUAGUGGGUUCAACAACGUUGAUAGGAGCCAUGAUUCAACAUGUUCCUCUCAAUACAUACUUUUAUAAUAACUUUGAAGACCAGAAAUAAGUUUCUAUUCCGAUAAACAUUUUCAUGAAUAGAAAAGGAUGUGUAGGGGGAACGUAAGUGCUCCCUUGAAUCCAUCAUUGUUUUACAAUAAUUAUAAAUAUUUAUAAGAUAACGUUUUAAAUAUACAUUAUUUAAUAAUUUAAUACAUAACUAUCCUGCAGUCUUUUGCAACCAGUCUUUUUGUAACAUACCCAGAAGAAAUAUCUAGACCAGGGGUGGGCAAACUUUUUACGUGGAGGGUCACAUUGACAAAUGUAAAGAUAUUGGGGGGCCGCAUGGAUAUUAUUUCUAAUUUUUACAUGUCGAUAAACAUUUCUCUUUAUUAAAAUCAGUAAAUUCGCAUUUUAGCAUUACAUGUCAAAAGUUAAGGACUAUUAAAAAAAAAAAGAAAAGAAAAUAAGAAAGAAAGUUGAUCAAAAAUGUUAAAACAAUCAUAACGGUACAUGAAAUUCUGUAAAAUUCAACAAAACAAAUUAAAAACAAAGUAAUUUUUUAAAAUUUCUAAAUGCCUUCGAGGGCCGCAUAAUAUCAGUUGCCUGACCGCAUGUGGCCCGUAGUUUGCCCACCCCUGAUCUAGGAGACUUAUCAAAAGACUAUUUCAGAACGAAAAGGCACAGACUGGUAGGGACGUUUUCGCCAACUUGCCGACUCCUAGCAGACAAUACCCAUGGUGGGAGUUAAGUCGCAGGCAGCAGAGUCUAGUGACACAGAUGCGCACUGAGCACGGUCCCACUGGCAACUUUUCAAAAAGCUACAUCAUAACGGGGACCGUACCUGCCGGCAUUGCAGCCUGGUCCGAAAACACGAGCGCAUCUGUUGACCGAGUGUCCCUCACUAGAUGGUCCGGGGGAGGCCAGGGCGUCGGGAGAGCCCUACGUGAGGAGAAUGUUAUAUGGCUCAACUCAGCAGAUGGACCUGGUAGCCAAUGUACUUGCCGGGGUCAUAAGAUAGUAAUCUCAGACUCUCGCCAAAAUAUGUGUGUUAGUUAGGAGACAUAUCAAUAAGACAUAUCUAAAAGACUUGUCUCGAAGACAUAACUAGAAGACAUACAUAGAAGACAUAUCAAUAAAGACAUAUUUUAUAGUUAGUGGCAAAUCUUUUGAUAUAUAUAUAUUUUUUGCCUUGCAGGUUGGAAGAACACCACUAAAACAUUACGUGAAAUCACAUACUACUGUAGCUGCGUGACAUCACAUACUACUGUAGCUGCAACUGCGGAGAUCAUCACAAACACAAUUCGUGAUAUCACACACUACUAUACUUCGCCUGUACAGAUCACCAGUAACACAAAAUUACUCGCAAUCGUAUACUACUGUAGCUACGCCUGAAAAGAUUCAAAACGAAAUUCCACAUUUGUUACAGCUACAGCAAUGGCUGUCGCGUUUGACUAUGUGAUAGCGAGUAACAAUGGGACAGGAGCUAGUACUAUUGGCAGACCAGCUUCAGAGUGUUGUCAGUCGAGAAAUUGUUCCUCGUCUAUAGGACGCCCAAUUGUCCUCUAGCAGUCUCGACGGCAGUCUUGGGCCAUAACGAUGGUCGCUGAUGGAUGUGGCGUGUCAAAUUUAUUUCCUACAACUCGAUCGAUCUAAUCAAUGGACGAGGGCUGUUCAGUUCUAAUUUCUUCGUGAACAUAACACAACGUCAUUAUAGUUAUUACUAUGGAUGCACGAGAUCUUAGACAGGAUAUGAGCGCUUCAACAUCGGAAAGAUCAGCGGUCUACACUAAGAAAACGCCAUUUGUCAACAUCUCAUAAAUUUACAGACACGGUAUUUUUUUCGUGGUUUUGUUUUUUAGGUAAACUUCCAAAACUGGAAGGUGACGUUAUGAUAGUUCGGAUGGCGUCCAGCGACGAAGAAAUUCAUUGCGGCUACCAGCACGAAAGUAAGACUCGAACUCUUGUUGACAAAUUGCUGCAAGUCGAUGAAGUCAACUUUCUCCAAGAUAAGACGGGGAAAGACUCGGACAGAGAUGAUGAUUUGGACGAGUUGAUAACUGGCUGGAGGAACUCAUUCUUACUCCUCAAAUAUCCUUCUGCCUCGAGGCGCAACGAUGCGAAGAGAAAGUUCUCCAAAUCGCUUGGAGCGGAAGUCAUCCAGACGGAAAUAGCCGUACGCUGCAUCAACGAGGACUUCAGUUCGGAUCACUACAAAUCGCCGUGGAAAGCGAGCGUAGAACCAGGGACUUACAGGUACAUUGUCAAUAACGGGUACUACAGAACCGCCAAGUUCUCCGCCACCGGUCGGAGCUGGGUCACCGCAAAACGAUCGAGGAAACCAGAGCGCGGCUCCAUGUCCAACAAUGAGAUCAAACGCGCGCAGAAGUCCCUUAAAAGAGAUUUAGAUUUCAGAUUCGGUCAGAACCACGAUUCGCGCUCCCAGUCAGACGAGAUCGGUUCUUCUUCCGAGGGCAACACGGUCCAUGACGAGAUACCCCACGGCGGCAACACCACAGCCGGGGACGAUCAUGGGUUGAACGCGAGUCUGGUGCCACGAACCGUCUACGUGGAUGUCAACGCUGACGCUUUUCAUCACAUACACAGGGUUGAAAGUGCCCCUAACCUGAGCAGUAAAAACAGCGCUGACGGCGGGAGAGCCCGAUUUAGGGAGGAUGGUCUACUGCACGAAAAUGCACCGAACUUUCAAGCGCCUUACAGAAGUUCACAAUCCCCGUUCACCACCGCAACUUUCCUAAGGGCGGAGUCGACACUGAGACCUUUAGAAAAGUUGACACCACAGCAGAAGAUGAUCGAACGCCGGGCCAGUGAAUCCGAAAAGCACUCUAGCAUCGCAUGCAACGCUCAAACAAGUUUCAUCGCCACCAGAAAUGGUUUAAUUCUUCAGCCUGCUGCUCACAAUAGCAAGAAUCCGUUUUCCGACUGGCCUAAAACGGAUAUUUAUAACGGUAACGUCGACAAUGGCCUCGCUCUACUUUCUUACCUUAAAAAAGGCGCGGCGGCCUCUGGCGGAGGUGACGCGAAAUCAGUGAAAGACGCGUCGGCUAGCAAACCGACAACGAACGACUUGAGCCGGAUAUUAAGGGAGACUUCAAAAGUUUUAAAGUCAACCUUAGCCAACGGAAUCGCCAACCAUCAGGCCGCUGCACAGAAAAGAAACGGACAAGGCUAUAAAUAUUUUGGCUCGCAGUCCAAUGGCGCCCUGGGCGGCUUCUUGGGUUCAAAUUUGGCUUCUAAUGCCGACAAGGCGGCCAACUCGGGUUCAGACCAGUUUGGGAUCGGAAAUGCCCUGCCCCUUCCGGAGAUAUCCGGUAAAAGAAUUAUGAUGGAAAGCCAUCAGAGAACGUUAUAGCCCCAUUCCAAAACACGUUUUUAUUCCAAUGGUCGUUCCAAUAAACAUUGAAUCUGGAACUCACCCUUUGUGAACUUUUGUUGUUGUUGUUCAAAGAGUACCUGUCACGUCUACCUGGUUUCAAGUUCUUGUACAUGAAUUUCAAAUGAAAAUACGACUUACAAUAAUAAGUCAUAGUAUGAUGAUAAUAAUUGAUAAUUGACAUUGAAAUGAGUUAUCAUUGCUAGGAUUUAUAAUGGUGUGGAUCUAACUAAACUUAAAUACUUUAAAACUGGUGCGAAACAGCAUUUUUUGGGCAAUAUGUCCCCAGCCAAUGGAUAAAAGAAUCAAAUGGCAGUAAUUGUUAAAGAUUUACAGUUUUCUAAUAGGUCACUUCAUUCAAGUUUCAUGGUGCUUGAAACAAUCCUUUAAUAAUAAGAUAAUUUUAAUAAAGCUAGAGGAGAAAUUUGAAUAACUGCAUUACCUCAGUCAUGUUAUUUGUAUUUUUAUCAAAUGCUGAUGACAGAUUGGAGAGCUCAGCCGCAAAACAUGCAUUACUUGUUUCCAAUGCGUAAGAAUAAGCAAAUGUUAUUUUAUUAUUUCGUGGAAAAUAACAGUUUUAAAUGAUUUUGUUACUUUGGAAUGUGAACAUAAUAUUUUUUGCCCCCAC